Messenger RNA from Suillus discolor, 837 nucleotides. RefSeq lists its product as uncharacterized. The transcript is spliced from 3 exons. The record is from RefSeq and is a predicted model, not a curated record. The coding region runs from base 1 to 837 and encodes 278 amino acids. Lineage: Eukaryota; Fungi; Basidiomycota; Agaricomycetes; Boletales; Suillaceae.
AUGUCGAGCUCUUCUGACUACGAUAAGACAGAUAUUCCAUCGGACAUUUCCUCGAGCACACAGACAUUGCAGUCCCAUGGAUGGCCCUAUUUACGACUUCCCAACAUCUCCACACAAUCCAGGGCCGCCCAAUUAAUUGCAACUGCGCUGGCGGCUGUGUGUAACGAUGACAUUCAUAUUGAGGGUUAUCUCCCGGAGCCGUGUGGUGAACUCUGGGAUGGUAAUGAUCUUGCGAUCCUGCGCAUGGUUGCAACACAAAUUGAUAAGGGCCUUUUUGAUGUCGAAACUCAGUUGAAGUGGAAGGUCCCGCACACGUAUAGAGAUGGGACGAACUGGAUACAACAGGUUGUCAUUCCGGCGCUGGCAAGUUACUCCAAAGCAACAAAGGAGAAAACAUUGCUCGCGUUGAAGGAUGGCGAGAAUGCUGAUGACGUGCUGGCGCACUUGGAUGAUGACCGUGCAUAUUUGAUGUGCUUUUUAGGUGUUGUUGGUGUCGAUACGUUGAGAUCCUGUUGUCCACCAUAUCAUGAUGUGUCGUCGCAUCUCGUGCUGCAGUCCCAGCUGUACCUCGCGCUCAUCGCACACCUGUUCUGCUGCAAUGAUGUGACGUUCAAGCAAUCUGGUGCAGAUUACUUUUGCCUUCUGCCGCACCAUCAAUGCUGGUUCGGAACUUUCGUAGCCAGGAUGUUCCGUAAAUUCCGCCCACCACCAGCCCUGACUGGUACUAUGAGUCUUCUUCUUGCCGAUAGCAGCCACGAGACACUUCCAAGUUCCAACGAAGGAGAACGAGUAAAACAAGCAAGUGCUGCAUUCCACGCUGAGAGCCACGAAACUUGA